Messenger RNA from Cyprinodon variegatus (sheepshead minnow), 1633 nucleotides. RefSeq lists its product as uncharacterized. NCBI's taxonomy places the organism in Eukaryota, Metazoa, Chordata, Actinopteri, Cyprinodontiformes, Cyprinodontidae. The record is from RefSeq and is a predicted model, not a curated record. Bases 182 to 997 code for a protein of 271 amino acids. Gene Ontology annotation, cellular component: membrane. The transcript has 9 exons. Gene Ontology annotation, molecular function: growth factor activity; cytokine activity.
CCCUCAAAGGAGGAGGAGCACAUCAGGCAAUGCUUUGAAGACCAGCGCCACAUGAAGAAGUGCCAGAUUGAGUUAAGAAGUUCCUUUCUGUGGAGUGGAAGUGGGUAAAUGACAAAGAUCUGUUUGCUUCAAUGUGUGUGACAGAGGAGUUUGGUGUUUUCCAUUGCCAAACACGUACCAGAUGACCAUCCCUGUGUCCACAGUGAGUCAGAGCAAAGCUAAGUUGCAGGUAAAGUGUCUGUGUGUGCUUAUGUUCCUGAGCUUCCCUCUGUCAAUGGCCGAGAUUCCUGGUCCAUGCAGACACUCAAUCACUAGGGAACACCUGCUGAUAGUCAGGCAACUGAUGGACAACCAGUUGAGAAGUGGGUGUUCAAUAACCUACACAUUCAUAGAGCGGAGAACUUUGAGCAAAUGUUGCUUUGUGAAAGCUGCUUUACCCUGGAUACUGGAGCUGCUCACCACGCACUUCAAGUACAGUCGGGGCUCAGUCAACGAUGGCUAUGUUCAGUCCCUGAGAGCGCUUAUCCUUAACAUGUAUUCACAGAGAUGCGUCCCUCAGAUUAAUGAAGAAGUGGAGGAUAAGCCAGAGAGCUUUGAGAUGGUUUACAGUGGGUCUCCGACAGAAGCGUUGCAGAGAGUCUCAGAGGUAUUGUCUGUUUACUGGGAACUGGUGACAACGAGUGAAUCACCGAUUGACUGGAUAUGCCAGCAGGAGUAUUCAGAAAACUUCAGCUCCUCGACUGAGCUACCCGCAGGGUCGACUGUUCAAUAUUUUACAGACAGCUAUGAUUGGAACUCAGCAAAGGCUUCGCAGAGAAGACCAGUCAGAGAUGUGUACAAGCUUGGCUUCAUCAUUGCAUCCAUCUGUGGAGGACUGCUGCUCAUACUUAGUCUCUACUGCCUCAUUGUUCACAAGAGAGUUUAUUCCCAUUAUGGAUCAAGAUUUGAUACAUCCGCAAACUUUGACCGACAGGAUAUAGAGAUGGAACCAGAGUAAUGGCAUUGGGGAGCCCACUGCUGCAUCAAAAGACAGAGUGCUUGGGAAGCUGUACAUUUUUUCCAAACUAGUGUUCUCAUGUCCCUAUAUGUGUGAUGUAUUCAGCUUACCAGUUUAAUCAGAAUCUUAGCUUUGACCGAAAACAAAGGUGUAUGUUUUCUGGAGCUGUGUAUAUUGAGAAAUAUGUAUUGCAGGUGUCUCUUCAGGUUAACCAAUUAUUAUUUUUUUUUUCUGUAGUCAUUGUUUUUCUAUUUGCAACCAAUUAAUCAAAUGUUUGUGACCUUGUUCCCAUAAGUUAUUUAUUUCUUUAAGUUGACUGAAUCACCGUUAUAAGAAUUCAAAGUACAUAACUAUCAGUGACAACCUACAUAUUGAUUGUGCCUGUGCUGCAAGCUAAAAGGUCAUGUCAAAACUCUAAGUUGCCUGUAAUUAUUUUAUUAAAGAAUCUGCAAAACUUUACUGGCUGGAUCUUCUCUGGAAGGCACUGAUGAUUAAGGAGCAAUAAUAUAAUGCUGUUCAGUGAAACAGAUCUUGUCAUGUCCAUUUUAAACUAGCUCUCAUUAAAGAUUUGUAUGCCAAAAUUUAUUGUCAUACACAACUGCUGUGCAGAUUCAACAUAAACCCUGGUCAAUAAAA